Miniopterus natalensis is the source of this 2898-nucleotide messenger RNA. Lineage: Eukaryota; Metazoa; Chordata; Mammalia; Chiroptera; Miniopteridae. The record is from RefSeq and is a predicted model, not a curated record.
AUGAGGAGAGUCCUGGAUGGGCUGUCUCCUGCAGGUGCCCUCCUGGGGACCCGGCUACAAGCCAGGCACUGCCCAGGCCUGGCACAGAAGGGCCACCGCCAGGUUCCCAGGGCGACGCCCAGCCGCCGAGACACACCGCGGGCGCGUGACCCCUCUUACAGCCACCGGGAAGGUUUCCGCUUUGGGGUGUUCACCAUAGACGGGCAGGGCAACUGCUCACAGGGCUGGGAAGGAAGGAACACUUCUCUUACGGGGACAACUCCGGGCAGGCGGCGGACGCCGCUGGUGAGCUGCUUUCCGAAGACUGGGCGGCAGCCUCGGACCCAGCGUCUGCUGCGCUCGGGCCCCCGGGGUGGCCCCGGGGCGGACGCCGCCCGACCUGGAAGGGCCCCAGGUGGGUGCCCGGGCGCCCGAGCGCUGACCGAGACGCCCUCGCCCGGCCAGCCUUUCGCCUUCAACUGCUCUCAGGCGCCGCCGACCUCCGCGGAGGCGCAGGCGACUUGGCAUAAGUAUCCUGGCGGAAUUCCAGUGUCCCAAAGCAGGUCGUCUAGGAUUUACCAAGACCAGACCUGGAUUUUGUUUCUCCCGGUGGCACCGGGGGACUCCGGGAUCUACCAGUGUGUGAUAAAUGAUACAAAUAUGUGUCCCCAAAUCCAUCUAAACCUAACGGUGCUUGAAAAACAUUGGUGCAACUCUUCCAGAGACAGUCAAAUGAAUGUAUCUGGUGAUUACAAACAAAUAUUGCAUGUUGGGAAAGAUGAGAGCCUGACAUGUCAUCUGAAUUUCCCGAAGAGUUUUGAUGUGGACUCAAUAAAGUGGUAUAAGGACUGUAAGAAAGUUAAAGGAGGGAGGUUUACUCACUGGAAACUAAAGCUUUCUGUGAGCGACGUCUCUGCAGAAGACGGCGGGGACUACGCCUGUGAGGCCCGGCUGAGCCACGCGGGCAGGCAGUACAGCGUGUCCCACAGGAUCGCCGUGAGCGUCGCAGAAAAUUUUGGAGAUGGAAGAAGAAUCCCUAGCAUAAUUUAUCCAAUAAACAAUACAAUUGAAGCACAACUUGGCUCCGCCCUUGUUGUGAACUGCAACAUAACAGACACGAGGGAUAACACAAACCUUCGAUGCUGGAAAGUCGGGACCACCUUGGUGGAUGUUUACUACCAGGAGUCCAGGCGGAUCCAAGAGGGAAAUGAAACCCAAGUUUCUUCUAAGGAGGAGAACUUUUACACCGUGAGCAUAAGCUUUUCAGAAGUGAGAAUGGAAGAUUACGGCCACCCCUUCACGUGUCACGCUGGCGUGUCUGCGGCCUACUUUAUUCUAAGACCCCCAGUGCCAGACUUUCGCGCUCACUUGAUCGGAGGGCUGCUGGCCUUGGCGGGUGCGGCAGUGUUUGUCGUGUGCGUCUGCAGCGUCCUUAGGAUCGACAUUGCACUCUGGUAUCGGAGUGCCUUCCAUUCUGCUGAGACCGUAGAAGAUGGGAAGCUGUACGAUGCGUACGUCUUGUACCCCAAGCCUCCACACGGACGCCAGUGCCCCACCGUGGCCACGCUGGCCCUGCAGGCUCUGCCCGAGGUGCUGGAGAGGCAGUGUGGAUACAAGUUAUUCAUAUUUGGCAGGGAUGAAUUUCCUGGACAAGCUGUGGCCAAUGUCAUUGACGAAAAUGUUAAGCUGUGCAGGAGACUGAUCAUCAUAGUUCCUGAAUCGCUGAGCUUUGACCUAUUAAAGAACAUGCCAGAAGAACAGAUUGCAGUCUAUAAUGCUCUCAUCCAGGAUGGGAUGAAGGUCAUUCUGAUUGAGGUGGAGAGAGUCAAGAACUAUACAUCCAUGCCGGAGUCAAUCCAGUAUAUCAAACAGAAGCAUGGGUCAGUCCAGUGGAGCAGGGACUUCACGGAGGAGUCAUGGUGUGCAAAAGCUAAGUUCUGGAAAAAAGUGAGAUAUCGCAUGCCACCCAAAAGGUUUCCACCACCUUCUCUUGCCAGCUGCUGAAAUGCACGCCCUGUGACCUCACAGCUGACAAGUGGGAGGCCAACACGGAGUUCUCUGCCCCACGAUGGAGAGUUUGUCCUCAUGCAGUGGCUCGCAGCUGGACACUGGCCAUGUUCAGCCGUCUGCUUCAAGUUUGUCCUGUGUACUUGUGAGAGGGACUGUGUUUGUUUGUUUGUUUUGAUCAAAUACUUCUUUAGGGAAAGACAUCACCUCUCGAGAAGGCCCUCAUUAACUUAUUGGCUCUGAACACCCAUGAAUAUUUGCUGAGUAUGGAGUAGAUUUAGCAUUUGAGCCACUGAAAAAUGGGACACAGGGAGCUGUAGAGCUAUAGUUCAGAUGCCAAGACAUUAGUACAUGGUGUGGCACCUGUGAGGCCAGAGAUGGGAGGCUGAGCAGUCAGGGGAUGUCAGGAAGGCAGUCUGUGGGCUUGGAGAGGGCCAGCAAGGAUAACGGCAGUUUUUAUGCCUGACCAGUGUGCACAGGGCCCUGGUCCUCAGAGCAUAUUUGCUGUGUCUAUGAGCCCUUCUCACUCCUCUAGUACAAAUAGCCUUGACCACAGUCUUACCAGGUUGAUGCUGGAAGCAACUUAGAGGUCACCUAGACCAGUGGGGUUAACAGUGGUGACACUGGAAUUGCCCAUUAAUCACCCUCCUGGUGAGCCCCAUGCUUUGAAAGACUUUACCUGUCCAACCAAAAUAAGUUAUAAUUCACUCAUUUUUCCAGCUGGCUUGUGUCAGCCAGAAUUCUGAGCAGCAUGUGAGAGGCAUGGUUAUCACCUUGAGAUGAUGUCAUUAUAAUAAGUCCAAGUAAAACAUAGUAAUCAUUCAGUUAGCCAGUGCACCCUCAUCAUAGCUCAAUGUAUGAUUUAACAAGUCACAAAGACUUUUGAUAAUAAAAAUUAGCUGUAAACUCUUA